This is a messenger RNA of Staurois parvus, 394 nucleotides long. NCBI's taxonomy places the organism in Eukaryota, Metazoa, Chordata, Amphibia, Anura, Ranidae. The record is from the annotation of a GenBank genome assembly.
UGUCCUACUUGUAAUGGGGUGCUUCAAGACUGUCCAUAAUUUUAAAGGGCGCCUCGGGACUGUCCGCAAUUUUAAAGGGUGCCUCGGGACUGUCCGCAAUUUUAAAGGGUGCCUCGGGACUGUCCGCAAUUUUAGAGGGUGCCUCGGGACUGUCCAUAAUUUUAAAGGGUGCCUCGGGACUGUCCGCAAUUUUAGAGGGUGCCUCGGGACUGUCCAUAAUUUUAAAGGGUGCCUCGGGACUGUCCAUAAUUUUAAAGGGUGCCUCGGGACUGUCCGUAAUUUUAAAGGGUGCCUCGGGACUGUCCGUAAUUUUAAAGGGUGCCUCGGGACUGUCCGUAAUUUUAAAGGGUGCCUCGGGACUGUCCGCAAUUUUAAAGGGUGCCUCGGGACUGUC